Vitis riparia (riverbank grape) is the source of this 1494-nucleotide messenger RNA. RefSeq names its product phenolic glucoside malonyltransferase 1-like. The coding region runs from base 9 to 1364 and encodes 451 amino acids. The record is from RefSeq and is a predicted model, not a curated record. NCBI's taxonomy places the organism in Eukaryota, Viridiplantae, Streptophyta, Magnoliopsida, Vitales, Vitaceae. The transcript has a single exon.
CUGAUGAGAUGAUGAAUGUGUUAGAAGAAUGUCGAGUCUCUCCACCUCCCAACGCUGUGGGUGAGAAGUCUCUCCCACUCACCUUCUUUGAUUUGCUAUGGCUACAUCUCCAUCUAGUCCAAAGCCUCUUCUUUUAUAAAUUCCCUCAUUCUAAGACCCACUUCAUAGAGACCACCAUCCCUUCCCUUAAACACUCACUCUCCCUCGCUCUCAAGCACUUUUAUCCCUUUGCAGGAAAUUUACUAUUUCCUCCAAAUCUUAGAGAGCCUGAAAUUCAUUAUGUGGAUGGUGAUUCAGUUUCAUUGACCUUUGUUGAGUCUAAUAGAGAUUUUGAUUACCUCAUCAAAAACCACCAAAGGAAAAUUGCUCACUUUCAUCCUCUUGUGCCCCAAUUGCCUCCAGUGUCGGUCCAACAAGGCACCAUUGUAGCACCUGUUUUUGCUGUUCAGGUAACACUUUUUCCCAACUCUGGAAUUUCUUUUGGGUUCACCUGUGACCAUGUUGUGGCAGAUGGUAAUGCUUUUAUUCGAUUCAUAAGGUUGUGGGCUACUAUUCAUAAAUUACAGAGAGAGCCCUUGAUGUUAGAGGGUGAAAUCCUUCCAUUCUAUGAUAGGACCAUGGUAAAAGACCCGAACAAGAUAGGUUCAAUUUUUUGGCAACAUCAGCAGAAAAGUAAAUUUGUAGGAUAUCGACCACUGCUCCCUACCAGCAACAUCCUGGCUGCAUUUUUACUAAGUCAAGCCGAUCUUCAGCGACUCAAAAAAAGGGUUAUGGUUCAAUGCCCAACGUUGUUACAUGUCUCAAGUUUUACAGUAACAUGUGCUUACACUUGGACUUGCAUUGUCAAAGCUCGGGCUUGGAGUGGUGAGGAGGUGAGCGAGAAUGAGUUAGAGCACUUUGGUUUUGUGGCCGAUUGUCGAGCCUGUUUGGACCCGCCAUUGCCUGAAAACUAUUUCGGUAACUGUUUAGUGCCAUGUCUUCUAACUGCAAAAAGUACGCACCUAAUAGAUGAAGAUGGUUUUAUAAUUGCAGCCAAUCUUAUAGGAGAAGCAAUUCAAGAAAAGCUUGGAAGCAAGAAGGGAGUUUUGGAAGGUUUAGAUAAAUGGGUCGUGAAUUUUUCAUCUAUAAACAUGGAGCGAGCUGUAGGAGUUGCUGGGUCACCAAGGUUUUCAGUUUAUGACAUAGAUUUUGGAUUGGGACAACUACAAAAGAGAGAGUUUAUAUCAAUAGAUGAAACAAGGUCCAUAUCACUUCAUGAAGGCAAAGAUAACAAACGCGAUAUUGAAGUUGGUUUGUCAUUCCCCAAGAUUAAAAUGGAUGCUUUUGCCUCUAUCUUCACUAAUGGCCUCUCGGUCUAUGAUUAGAAAAAGGAAACAUGUUUAUGUGGAAACACGUUUCUUCAUAAAUUUGAUGUGAAUUUCUCUGUAAUCUGCAUUCCAAUGUGACUUACAUUUGGAAAGUUGUCAUUGUAAAUUUUUAUUUGUUUUUUUUUUU